AUGAAACAGCAGAAGAGAGAACGACGAGAGUGGGAAGAACGCGAGGGCAGCUGCGGCGGCGCAAACUUCACGCGCGGGCUCGGCAGCCCCAAGAAGGUCUGCGGAGGGCUGACCGUCAAGACCACCUUUUCGGGCGCGUCCUUCACCGUCGGGAACUGGACGCUGACCGUCCACGGCAACUACGUCUAUGGCCGCAUCUCUGGACCCCAGCACCGCCUUGACCUCGCCUUCAAGGCCCGCGGCGACGCGCCCGCGCGCUCAGUGCCGCAUGGCAUCGUCGGCCAGUCCUGCGAAUCGGAGGCUGAGGAUUCGCCGGCGGCGCGGCCGCUGUCCGCCGCCGUGGCGAGCGCCGCGUGCGACGGCGCGGAGGCCAUCGGCCGCACCAUGCUUUCCUGCUUUGGAGAGUGCUGCGGUGAGGAUUUCCCAAGCGAUGACGACGGCCUCGUCCUGCCAGUCGCGACCUCCUCAGCCUCUGGUCACAGACUCGCGCCGGACGGGACGAUCCGGCCAGCUUUCUUUGGGGCGCCCGCCGACGCCGCUUACCCGGCGCACAUGAUCGACUACCGGCUGCGCGGCGCCAGCUUUGCUGCCGCCGACGCCGAGUGGGAGGCGGCGAACAAGCCGGGCUUCCGGUACGGGCUUGGCGGCAAGCACAUGCGCAGCGACGCCGCCUCGUCGCAGCUGGCCUCCGCGCCCGACGGCCACUUCCUCAACCGGUAUUGCACAUCGGCGAUCAUGGAGGACAAGGCGGAGGUGUGGGCGGCGCUCAUGUGCUACGCCCUCACCCUUUCGACCGAGCCGCUGCGCGCAAAAGGGAGGCUGCUGCAAAAGCGCGCCGCUGAGCUCUGCCCGCUCCUCAACGACGCGUGGUGGGAGUCCGUCUACACGGCGCAGGCGACGCGUCAAAAUUUGUGGGAGCGACACGCGUCGCCCGACAACGGGACCAUCUAUCACCACUAUUUGACCGGCGAGGUGCGAACGGAGGCGGACCCGCCCGAGGGCUGGUCCAUCGAUAGCGCGUGACGUGCGCUCGGGCGGGGCCGUCUGAGGGCAGCGUCCGGUCCAUGGAGAGCGGUGGCACUGGCAAUCGCCGGUCGCAGUGCGGUGUGUGGACACGUGAUGCGCCACAAGGCGAGCCGCGCGAGCGGGAGCGCGUGUCCGCGCACUCCCGUAGCCCGGUCGAACACCCCGGGUCGCGAUUUUGGGAAGUGAAUACGGGGGCUUUUUUAUGAUGAAAUAAGAAUCUAAUGCCCGA
Molecule: messenger RNA, 1255 nt
Organism: Emiliania huxleyi CCMP1516
Lineage: Eukaryota; Haptophyta; Isochrysidales; Noelaerhabdaceae
Exons: 10
Coding region: 1-1023 (340 amino acids)
Source: RefSeq, a predicted model, not a curated record